AUGGGUAAAGAAAGUGGUGUAGGGCAAGGUUCAAGUGGUGUGCAAGGUUCAAGUGUUGUGCAAUGUCUAAGAAGUAUAGGGCAGUCAAGUGUAGGAAUAGGUUCAAGUGGAGUAGUUGCAGGUUCAAGUGAUGUAGGAGCAGGUUCAAGUGGUUUAGGAGUAAGCUCAAGUGGUGUAGACAAUGAAGGGCAAGGGUUGCAAGGUGUUGACCUUCUAGAUUAUCUUCAGUCAUAUGGUGGUGGUGAGGGCAUUGAGGUUGACCAUGAAGAUGAAGAUCGGACAUCUAGCAGUGAGGAUGAUGACUACAAUCCUAUACCGAAGGAUGAUGACUAUGAUCAGUACGGGGUAGAUGAUGAUGAUUGGUUGGAUGAUGUCGAGCAUGAAGAAGCUUCACACAAAAAAGGAGAGAGUGAGGGUACUGUUGGAACCACACAUGAGGAACCAGAUUUUGAAGAUAAUGAAGACAUGUUUGCUGAACAAGAGUCUGAUGAGGAACCACCUAAUUACAUUGUCAACUUUGAUGGAGAAAAGGAGGAGAUAGGGUUGUACUUUAACCCUAAAACUGAUAUGAGAAGGCCUGUUUUCAAGUUGGGGAUGAUGUUUGGCACAGUUCAGAUUUUGAGAGAUGCUCUUAGGGAGAUGGCUCAUGAGCAUACUUUGAUAGUCAAGGGUUACAAUCCAAAACACACUUGCACAAGGAAGUAUAACAACAACAUGGUGAAACAAAGAUUCUUAGUAGCAAAGUUCAAGGACCAGAUUGCUGUCAAUGAACAUUGGAAACCAGAUUCACUAGCUAAGGCAAUGAAUGCCAGUAUUAGAGCGAGGGUUUCUAGCCAAAUGACUUAUAAGGUCAAGAGGGCAGCUUUGCUGGAAGUUGACGGCUCUAUAAAGUUUCAGUUUGCAUGGUUGAGAGACUAUGGAAAUGAGCUGAAGAGGGCUGAUCCAGAUACUACAGUGGAUAUUAAGUGUGAUUUCAGCAGCACUUCCAAGAAUCCAGUCUUCAAGAGAAUGUACAUUUGCUUGGGAGCCCUCAAGAAUGGAAUCAAGGCUGGAUGUAGAAGUGUGAUUGGCUUGGAUGGUGCACACUUGAAAAGUGCUUUUGGGGGGCAGCUUUUGACAGCAGUGGGUUUAGAUGCCAAUAACACAAGCUGGGUUGUUGCAUAUGCAAUGGUUGAGAUGGGGAAUAAGGACUCAUGGAUCUGGUUUCUGGAACUAUUAUGCAAGGACUUGAAGAUCAAGGAGGAUGGAGCUGGAUGA
Molecule: messenger RNA, 1257 nt
Organism: Rosa rugosa (rugosa rose)
Lineage: Eukaryota; Viridiplantae; Streptophyta; Magnoliopsida; Rosales; Rosaceae
Exons: 3
Coding region: 1-1257 (418 amino acids)
Source: RefSeq, a predicted model, not a curated record